UAUGGAAGGCGAGGCGGCUCGAGUUGCCAGUUUGGCCGCCGCCAUGGCAUAAGACUCGCGCACCUUCUACAUUUAACAAAAGUCAUCCCCCCCCCACUGCCCACCGCCGCCUUUCAUCUGGACCAGCAUCUCGCUCUAGCAUAUACGGCACUGCACCUUGCAAACAUGGCAGCCCAAGUAGCUCAAUCGCCUCUGGUACCAGCCGGUCCCAACGGCACCGACUUGCAAUCCCUCAGCAGCGUUCCCUCCAUCAAACACAUCCUCACAUCCGGUCAACACGAUGCCCUGCCCGACAAGUUGACUCCUUAUUCCGACUUGCCCAAACAGAUUCCUCUUUCAGCACCUACCAUUUGGAAGAGGGAGGAUUAUGAAGGGGAAGAGAACAGAGAGAAAUGGGUCAGGGUUUGGAGCGAAAGGGAAAUCGAGGCGCUCGAAAAGGCUUCCGUUGCCUGGAGAGAUAGCGGAAAGAGCUUGACGGAGAUCGAGCGAGCCAGCUUUGUGCUGCCCGACUGGCUCGCGGCCGAUCUGACCGCUAUUCGAUACCGCAUCCUGCACGGCGUCGGUUUUUACCUCUUCAAAGGUCUGCCCGUUCAGCGUUGGGGCAUCGAGCUCACCGCUAUCGCCUAUCUGGGCAUCGGUACUCAUCUGGGCAACACUGUCAGUCAGAACAACAAGGGCCACUUUUUGGGCCACGUCAAGAGCCUAGAUGGCGCUGAUCCUACCAAGAUCGACAAGGUUCGCAUUUACAAGACUACUGCGCGUCAAUUCUUCCACACGGAUUCUUCGGGCGGUCUAGUAGGUCUUUGUUGCCUCCAGACGGCUCAAGAAGGAGGAGAGUCGGACAUCGUAUCUUCUCAAGCCAUCUGGAACGACUUGCAAGCCAAUCGUCCGGACGUGGCCGAAACGCUAGCCUCGAACAUUUGGUAUUUCGAUCGCAAAGGCGAGCAGAGCAAGGGCGAGCGACCCUUUUACGUUCAGCCGAUUUUCAGUCUGGUAAGAGGACAACCGAUCGAACGUCUUUCUGCCCGAUUCGAUCCGUACUACAUCAAGUCUGUGCAAAGGCACGUCGAUGCGGGCCUGAUGCCGCCUGUGAGCGAGGAGCAAAAAGAGGCGAUGCAGGUGCUGGAAGAGACGGCCAACAAGCUGGCUCUGCAUAUGGAAUUGGAGGUUGGAGAUGUGCAAUUGGUCAGCGAUCAGCAUGUAUUCCAUGCCAGGACUGCCUACGUCGACAGGGCCCCGCCAGAACCAAGAAGGCACCUGCUUCGUCUUUGGCUCUCCACCCCCUCUAGCGAAGGAGGAUGGGAAUUGCCAACGAUUCACAGCAAUCAUCCUAGACGUGGAGGUAUUCAGGUAGACGAUCAAAUCGCUACCUGUCCGCUCGACGCCGAGUAGUCGAUGGACCAAAGCUCCUCACAAAGCUGUGCGCGAUGCCGAAAUGCAGCAAUAACAAUCAAAUAAACCCCAUAUUUCCGGAAGAUGCGAAGCGGUACAAAUAUCAGCGAGUGCUUAUUGAUCUGAGGCGGACUAGGGUGGGAAAGGACGCUUUAGCGGACAUGCGAAUGGUACGGGGGACCAGGGAGCAGCAAGCGAGAUACAGCAGACAAGUGGCGAAAUGCGAUAAACG
Ceraceosorus guamensis is the source of this 1624-nucleotide messenger RNA. Its product is annotated as Clavaminate synthase-like protein. The coding region runs from base 166 to 1392 and encodes 408 amino acids. The transcript has 5 exons. Gene Ontology annotation, molecular function: oxidoreductase activity. The record is from RefSeq and is a predicted model, not a curated record. Lineage: Eukaryota; Fungi; Basidiomycota; Exobasidiomycetes; Ceraceosorales; Ceraceosoraceae.